CUCUCUUUCUAUCUUUCUUUCUCUUUCUCUCUCUCUCUCUCUCCUCUUCGCCCCCUCCCCCUCAAAUGGAUCUCCUGCCGAAAAGCAAAUACACCCCCUUGCAGGAGGAGUCUCCAUCUUCGCUAGACGAUGGGAGCCCUGCGGCUGAAGGGGACUCCUCUCCUGACCCUUCCUCCUCCCUCCUCCUGCCUGCGCCUUCGCUCACAGGCUCCAGCUCCUCAUCCUCCCUCAGCCCCAUGCUGCCCGCGGGAGACCCCGAAUCCGAGGGCAGCCCCACCACGCUGUGUUCCUUCUUCCCCAAAAUGGCGACCUUGAAAUUCUCCAACCCGGCCUUCCUGCUGAACCUCCGGCCGUUUUCCCGAGACACGGGGGUCUCUGGGGACCCUCCAGCCAGCGGCGGCAGCACCGCCGCCGCCGCCGCCGCCUUCCCGGACUCACCGAUGGGGCUUGUCGGUCUCUAUUCCCAGGAUAUGAACAAACUGAGUUGCGGGAAGAAAAUGCGGGUCGAAGGCGGUCAGCUGGGCGGCGAGGAAUGGACGCGGCACGGGAGUUUCGUCAACAAGCCCAGCCGAGGCUGGCUGCACCGCGACGACAAGGUGAUGGGCUCCGGAGUCUCCUACCUGGUCCGGUACAUGGGUUGCGUGGAAGUGUUGCAGUCCAUGCGCGCCCUCGAUUUCAGCACCAGGACCCAAGUCACCAGGGAGGCUAUAGGCCUGGUUUGUGAAGCUGUGCCUAGCACCAAGGGAGCCGUUCGCCGGAGGAAGCAGCCCUGCGGCCGGGCGCUGAACUCCAUCCUGGGCAAGACCAACCUGAAGUUCGCCGCCAUGCCCAUCACGCUGACCAUUUCCACCAACAGCCUCAACCUCAUGGCGUCCGACUGUAAACAGAUCAUUGCUAAUCAUCACAUGCAGUCGAUCUCGUUCGCUUCCGGAGGGGAUCCAGAUACGGCGGAAUACGUCGCUUACGUUGCCAAAGACCCCGUUAAUCACAGAGCUUGCCACAUCCUGGAGUGUCCCGAGGGAUUGUCGCAAGAUGUCAUUAGCACCAUCGGACAAGCGUUCGAAUUGCGCUUCAAGCAAUACCUCAAGAACCCUCCUAAACUCGUCACGCCGCAUGACAGGAUGGCCGGGUUUGACGGCUCUGCUUGGGAUGAAGAGGAAGAGCCGCCGCCUCCUGACCACCAAUACUACAACGAUUUUCCGGGCAAAGAACCUCCCUUAGGAGGAGUAGUUGAUCUGCGUUUGCGGGAAGGGGCUGCGGCGGCUCAGACCCCCAACAAUUUGGGAGCCACCUUGCCUGUGGGACAAGUGGUUGCUGGGGACUACGAAUCCAAGAAGCCCCAUUCGGUCACACCAGGCAGGGAUCGGGGCCCUCCUGGGCGCACCGAAUUCAUGGUGGACCCUUCCUACGUUAACGUGCAAAACUUGGAAAAAUUGCAGCCGGGCCUGCAGAACGCCACCUCCAACGGGAGCGUCCAGAGGGACCUCUUUGACAUGAAGCCUUUUGAGGAUGCCUUGCGGGCACCCCCGCCGCCCCCUACUCCUCCCUCCCACCCGCCAGCUACCAUGGAGGAGCAACUCCGGCGAGAACCGUGGUACCACGGUCAGAUGAGCCGCAAAGAAUCGGAGAAGCUGUUGCAAGCCAACGGGGAUUUCCUGGUGCGGGAAAGCACCACCACGCCGGGCCAGUAUGUGCUCACCGGGUUGCAGGGUGGACACCCUAAGCACCUACUUCUCGUCGAUCCGGAGGGAGUGGUUCGGACAAAGGAUCAUCGCUUUGAAAGCGUCAGCCAUUUGAUCAGCCACCACAUGGACAAUCGGCUGCCCAUCAUCUCGGCCGGCAGCGAGUUGUGCCUACAGCAGCCCGUCGAGCGGAGACAGUGAGCAUGACAACCGGAGUCACAUCACUACAAACGCCCUUCUAGCGGGGGACUCCUUUCGUCUCUUUUCUCCCCAGUCCUAUGGACGUCUUCAACAGCUGCUAAAAACAGGCUGUCUCCUUUGCCAAAGCAUUUUCUGGGGUCGAAGGGACUCGGAUGAGCACCAAAACCCUAUCAUGCCCUCCCAGACCACCUCUCUCUACAUCUUGCCACGGCCCGGCUUUCCCUGGUUGGGAGUGAAGCACCGCCUAGCCAACGUUCUAGUCCUCGGUGAGAGCGGUCUGGCCUCGGUUUUGUCGAUGACGCUCAAGACAGAGCGUCCUUCUUGCCUUGGACAACUUUUGUCUCCUCCACUUGACUGUUCAGAAUGGACGGGCGAUAUUUCAUGUGCCACGCAGCACCUCGUUAUGUCUUCUGCCAGGUGCGACGGAUGCCAAAGUCCCUGUGAAGGGUUUUAUUUCGGGGAGAUUAUUGCUCAGAAGCACAAAAAGGGGAAAUAAAGGGCAAUUCGUUUGGGUCUGGAAGGCAGAAUCCUCUCUCUUUGCUGCCCACAGACCUCGCGCUCCCGCAUUUUUAUAUAUGUUCUCUGUGCCUUGAACCUUUUUCAGGUCAGAUUUUUAUGCAAAAUUCCUCUUGCUCUGGAGAUUCUCACAAGGCUGCCUGUUUUUUUAAGGGGGAAGGGGGCUGCAGGAUGGAGAAAGGGGCAGUCCUUUCUCACUCGCUUCCUUCUGGAUCCGUCAGGGAUGCCUCCUAAUUUAUCCCCUUCCUUUUUUCUCCCCACUUGCAAAAAUCUAGGCUAAGCACCCCUCUCUGGAUUAAGGGAUGUUUUCCUGAAUUUUGGGAUAGUUUCCAAGAUGGUUCCAAAACUAAAGCAAGCCCGCCCCCGCCCCCCCAAAAAAACCUGAAAAGAAGGGGGGAAAAAUGGGUUUGUCUUCCAGCGCUCAGGCUGGAUCCCUUCCGAGUUUCUUCUUGGGGUCUGUACAUAAGUUUUGAUAAUUUGGUGUUGCAUGUAUAUUGUUAUACUCGGAGGCCAUUGUGUAGCUUUACUCUCUAUCACUGUGCCUGUCCCUGCCACUGUGCGGGACGCCUGAGCCCACCUCGGCCCCUGCUCUCCACAUCCUUUAUACACACUUUGUAUUGGUUUGAUUUUCUCUCGAAUAUACCAAAGGAAAUCAAAUAGUUAUUAUUAAAGGUUGGUAUUUCUUUA
Messenger RNA from Pseudonaja textilis, 3086 nucleotides. The record is from RefSeq and is a predicted model, not a curated record. Lineage: Eukaryota; Metazoa; Chordata; Lepidosauria; Squamata; Elapidae.